UUUGAAAGCAAAUAACAUACAUUUGUAUAGAAAAUUUAAAAAGAAGCAUAAUUUGCUAGUAUAUCUAUUAAACCCUAUAUGUCAGGUGGAGAUGCUUAUGAGCACACGUGCGGUCUCAACUGACUACCGACGUGCUUAUUUUUGACUUUCUGGCUGCUUAAAUUUCCAUCGUGAUUAACUAACUUUUCUGCCACUUUUUUUCACUUCUCUUCCUGUCAUUUGCAAUUGCAGUUUAGAUCUCAUAAUGUCAAACUCAGAAGUUGCAAACAAGCAGGUGAUAUUCAAAGGAUACAUCGAUGGAGUUCCCAAACAAACUGACAUGGAACUCAACUUUUCAAAUAUUCAACUUAAUCAACAACUUCCACCACAAUCGCUUCUCCUCAAGAAUCUCUAUCUCUCUUGCGAUCCCUAUAUGCGUGGUCGUAUGCGUGAUUUUCAUGGAUCUUACAUUCCCCCAUUCGUUCCCUCACAGGCACUUGAAGGAUUUGGUGUGUCUAAAGUAAUUGUAUCUGAUAAUCCAAAUUUCAAAGCUGGUGAUUUCAUUUCCGGGUUUACCGGCUGGGAGGAAUACAGCAUCAUCAGUAUCGCUAAAGCACAGCAGUUGAGAAAAAUUGAGCAUGAUCAUCACAUUCCUCUUUCCUUCCAUCUUGGUCUUCUAGGAAUGCCGGGUUUUACUGCUUAUGCUGGAUUUUAUGAGGUGUGUGCCCCAAAAAGUGGCGAAUAUGUUUUUGUAUCGGCGGCAUCUGGUGCUGUGGGUCAACUUGUUGGCCAGCUUGCAAAGUUGCAUGGCUGCUAUGUUGUUGGAAGUGCUGGCUCAAAAGAAAAGGUUGAACUUCUAAAGGAGAAGCUUGGAUUCGACGAAGCUUUUAACUAUAAAGAAGAAUUGGACUUGGAUGCGGCUCUAAAAAGGUAUUUUCCACAAGGCAUUGACAUCUACUUUGAUAAUGUGGGUGGUGACAUGCUUGAUGCUGCUCUUCUUAACAUGAAGAUUCAUGGUAGAAUUGCAGUUUGUGGGAUGAUUUCUCAGUCAAACCUUUCUGAUCCCAAAGGAAUUUCCAAUUUAUCCUCUCUCAUUUAUAAGCGCAUAAGAAUGGAGGGUUUCUUGCAAAGCGAUUACUUGCACCUGUUCCCAAAAUUCUUAGAACAGGUUUCAAGUUACUAUAAACAAGGAAAGAUUGUGUAUUUUGAAGACAUGAAUGAAGGCUUAGAAAGUGCUCCUGCUGCUUUUGUUGGACUUUUCCACGGCAAGAACGUCGGUAAGCAAGUUAUUCGUGUUGCACAUGAAUGAUUUCACCUUAUCAGAUGUUCACCACGUGUUGUAAACAUAUCAUAGUUCUAAGUUGAAGUUAUAGCCGCAGUUGCAGUUACGUUGUUUUGUAACAAAAUGUGAGCAAAUAAAGUCGAUGCGGCUACCAUUGCAAUUGUAGACAGCAACUUAUAUACUAAGAAGCAUAUGAUAUGUUGAAAUUUGGACAGAUUUGAACUGUGGCAUGGCCAUACCGUGUUAUUGUUUUAUGGCAGAAAUUAUUGAUUUUUCACCA
This is a messenger RNA of Lathyrus oleraceus (garden pea), 1541 nucleotides long. Its product is annotated as 2-alkenal reductase (NADP(+)-dependent). NCBI's taxonomy places the organism in Eukaryota, Viridiplantae, Streptophyta, Magnoliopsida, Fabales, Fabaceae. The coding region runs from base 245 to 1288 and encodes 347 amino acids. The record is from RefSeq and is a predicted model, not a curated record. The transcript has 5 exons. Gene Ontology annotation, molecular function: oxidoreductase activity, acting on the CH-CH group of donors, NAD or NADP as acceptor.